Nannospalax galili (Upper Galilee mountains blind mole rat) is the source of this 1165-nucleotide messenger RNA. It is a transcript of the gene Alg5, whose product is annotated as ALG5 dolichyl-phosphate beta-glucosyltransferase. Gene Ontology annotation, cellular component: endoplasmic reticulum membrane. NCBI's taxonomy places the organism in Eukaryota, Metazoa, Chordata, Mammalia, Rodentia, Spalacidae. Bases 102 to 1076 code for a protein of 324 amino acids. The record is from RefSeq and is a predicted model, not a curated record. The transcript is spliced from 10 exons.
GCGGGGUCUCCGGCCUCUCUGGUGGCGGAGGCUGGGCCUCGGGGCGCGCUUCCGCUUGUGUGGAGCUGUGGGAUAGGGCCGGCGGCUGCCAGGGAUGGAGGAUGAUUGUACUUCUGCUGCAGCUGGCUGUACUUGGCCCGGCGUUGGCGGCCGCGACUCUUGUUCUGAUUUCUAUUGUUGCAUUUAUAACUGCUACAAAAAUGCCACCACAUCACCAAAAUGAAGAAGAGAAGUUCUUCUUAAAUGCCAAAGGCCAGAAGGAAAUUUUACCCAGCAUCUGGGACUCGCCUACCAAACAGCUUUCUGUUGUUGUGCCUUCAUACAAUGAGGAAAAACGGUUGCCUAUGAUGAUGGACGAAGCCCUGAACUACCUGGAAAAGAGACAGAAACAUGAUCCUGCAUUCACUUAUGAGGUCAUAGUAGUCGAUGAUGGCAGUGUAGACCAGACUUCAAAGGUGGCUCUGGAAUAUUGCCAGAAAUACGGAAGUGACAAAGUACGAGUGAUUACCCUGGUGAAGAACCGUGGGAAAGGUGGCGCUGUCAGGAUGGGGGUGUUCAGUUCUCGAGGUGAAAAGAUCCUCAUGGCAGAUGCUGAUGGAGCCACAAAGUUCCCAGAUGUUGAAAAGUUAGAAAAGGGACUAGCUGAUCUACAGCCUUGGCCUGAUCAAAUGGCCAUUGCAUGUGGAUCUAGAGCUCAUUUGGAGAAAGAAUCAAUUGCUCAGCGCUCUUACUUCCGUACUCUUCUCAUGUAUGGGUUCCACUUUCUCGUGUGGUUCCUUUGUGUCAAAGGAGUCAGGGACACACAGUGUGGGUUCAAAUUACUAACUCGAGAAGCAGCUUCCCGGACAUUCUCAUCUCUGCACAUUGAACGAUGGGCAUUUGAUGUAGAACUGCUGUAUAUAGCACAAUUCUUUAAAAUCCCAAUAGCAGAAGUUGCUGUCAACUGGACUGAAAUUGAAGGUUCUAAAUUAGUUCCAUUUUGGAGCUGGCUACAAAUGGGCAGGGACCUACUGUUUAUACGACUUCGGUAUCUGACGGGUGCCUGGAGGCUUGAGCAAACUAGGAAGAUGAAUUAGUUUGCAGACCUGGGCUGCAUCUUUAUGUAUCAGUAUCAUGUUAUUUCACUUGAAACCAAGAUUUUAAAUAAAACUGGGAUGGACCUGUU